AUGAAGAAACCAGAUAGGUGCCUGCAGCUGCCUCUCACCCUCCUGCACUUCCUACUGCAGACAGUCCUCCCUGCCUCCAGCAGCUCUGCCGUCGGGAAGAAGGAAAUCACCAUUGAAGGAGACUUGGUGAUUGGGGGUUUGUUCCCAGUUCAUGGGAAGGGCAAUGGUUUGGAGGACUGUGGAACGAUCAACGAGCAGCGUGGAAUCCAGCGGCUUGAGGCGAUGCUCUUCGCAUUGGACGCGAUAAACAAGGACGCUUCCAUUUUGCCGGGGAUUAAGUUGGGUGCCCACAUCUUGGAUACCUGCUCCAAGGACACCUACGCUUUGGAGCAGUCGCUAGAAUUUGUGAGGUCCUCGCUAACUAAAGUAGACGAGACAGAGUACAUCUGCCCGGACGGGUCUUACGCGAUUCACGAUGACAUGACCUUCGCCAUUGCAGGGGUCAUUGGCGGCUCUUACAGCGACGUAUCCAUUCAGGUGGCCAACUUACUUCGCCUAUUCCAGAUCCCUCAGAUCAGCUAUGCUUCCACCAGUGCCAAGCUGAGUGACAAGACUCGGUAUGACUACUUUGCCCGGACUGUACCUCCGGAUUUCUACCAGGCCAAAGCUAUGUCCGACAUCCUGCGCUUCUUUAACUGGACCUACAUCUCCACUGUGGCAUCCGAGGGUGACUAUGGGGAGACCGGCAUUGAGGCCUUUGAGCACGAGGCUCGCUCUCGCAACAUCUGCAUUGCCACUUCCGAGAAGGUUGGCCGGUCGAUGAACCAGAAGUCGUACAAUGGUGUCAUCAAGGCCUUGAUGCAAAAGCCUAACGCCAAGGUCGUGGUCCUAUUCACCAAGAGCGAGGACGCUCGGGAAUUGCUGGCCGCCGCCCACAGGCUUAAUGUUUCCUAUCUGUGGGUGGCCAGUGACGGCUGGGGAGCACUGGAAAAUGUGGUCCAAGGAAAUGAGGAGGCCGCAAAGGGAGCCAUCACCAUCGAGCUGGCAGCUUACCCCAUCAAGGAGUUUGCAGCCUAUUUCGUCAACCUUACCCCAUACAAUAACAGCCGGAAUUCCUGGUUUUGGGAGUUCUGGGAACAGAAGUUCCACUGCAGCUUACGGACACUGGCUUGCGGGAGGAACUCUCUGAAGAAGGCGAAGUUUGAGCAGGAGUCGAAGAUCAUGUUCGUGCUGAAUGCGGUGUAUGCCAUGGCUCAUGCCUUGCACAACAUGCAGCGGGCCCUCUGCCCCAACACCACCAGCAUCUGCGAGAAGAUGAGGCCCAUGAACGGGAAGAAGUUCUACAAGGAUUAUAUCAUCAAAGUCCAUUUUGAUGCUCCAUUCAGACCUCACGACACCCACAGUGAAAUCCGAUUCGACGCGUAUGGAGACGGAAUUGGCCGGUACAACAUCUUCAAUUUCCAGAACAGAGGCGGGCGGUACACCUACCAGAAAGUUGGCUACUGGGACGAAGGCCUGACACUGAACACCAGCCUGAUCCCGUGGGCGAAUGCGUCCAUUCCAACCUCCCAGUGCAGUGACCCCUGCGCCAAGAAUGAAGCGAAGAGCAUGCAACCAGGCGACGUCUGCUGCUGGCUCUGCAUUGCCUGCCACCCCUAUGAGUACCUCUAUGAUGAGUUCACGUGUGUGGACUGUGGGCCUGGUCGCUGGCCUACCGAGGACCUCAGUGCCUGCUAUGACCUUCCUGAGGAGUACAUCAAAUGGGAGGACGCCUGGGCCAUUGGCCCCCUCACCAUCUCCUGCCUGGGCUUCGCUUGUACCAUUGCGGUCUUCGUGAUCUUCAUCAAAAACAAUGACACGCCUGUGGUGAAGGCGUCAGGCCGGGAGCUCUGUUACAUCCUCCUCUUUGGGGUCCUCAUGUGCUACAGCAUGACCCUGGUAUUCAUCGCCAAGCCCUCGACGGCCGUCUGCACCCUGCGUCGCUUGGGGCUCGGAUCCUCCUUUGCGGUCUGCUACUCGGCCCUGCUGACCAAGACCAACCGCAUUGCAAGGAUCUUCAACGGUGUAAAGGACGGGACGCAGAGGCCACGCUGUAUCAACCCCAGCUCGCAGGUAGCCAUCUGCCUGGGCCUCAUCUCCUGCCAGCUGGUCGUCGUUACUGUCUGGCUGCUGCUGGAAGUGCCAGGCACCAGGAAGGAGACCACGCCUGACAAGAGGGAUGUUGUGACGCUCAAGUGCAACACCAAGGAGUCCAGCAUGCUGACCUCCCUGACCUACACCGUCAUCCUCAUCGUGCUCUGCACCGUGUACGCAUUCAAAACCAGGAAGUGUCCUGAGAACUUCAAUGAGGCUAAGUUCAUCGGGUUCACCAUGUACACUACCUGCAUCAUCUGGCUGGCCUUCCUGCCAAUCUUCUAUGUCACCUCCAGUGACUACAGGGUCCAGACCACCACCAUGUGCAUCUCUGUCAGUUUGAGUGGCUCUGUUGUGUUGGGCUGCCUGUUUGCUCCCAAGAUCCAUAUUAUCCUCUUCCAGCCCCAGAAAAAUGUGGUUACUCACCGGGUGGCAACCAGCCGUUUCAGCGUGACUGGCCCAGGAACCGUCCACUCCCAUGUUUCUGCUGUCCACUACGUACCGACUGUGUGCAAUGGGCGAGAGAUUGUAGACUCCACAACGUCAUCGCUAUGAGGAUCAAAAUCAGCCCUUAACCUCCAC
Messenger RNA from Hypanus sabinus (Atlantic stingray), 2655 nucleotides. It is a transcript of the gene grm2a, whose product is annotated as glutamate receptor, metabotropic 2a. Gene Ontology annotation, molecular function: group II metabotropic glutamate receptor activity. The transcript is spliced from 5 exons. The coding region runs from base 1 to 2628 and encodes 875 amino acids. Gene Ontology annotation, cellular component: membrane. The record is from RefSeq and is a predicted model, not a curated record. Lineage: Eukaryota; Metazoa; Chordata; Chondrichthyes; Myliobatiformes; Dasyatidae. Gene Ontology annotation, biological process: regulation of synaptic transmission, glutamatergic; G protein-coupled glutamate receptor signaling pathway.